AUGCACUUCUUCUGUCCUGAGAUUUUUCAAUUUUUAGGCGACGCUGUGACCCCAGAGAGAGUCAUGGAAUCUUUGGGCCAUGGCGCCGGAGACUAUAGGGUGAUGCCCACAAACUCCAAGUCCGGCGAGCUGUUCCUCUUUUCUGAUGACCGACAGUUCAUCAUCAAAACCCUUUCUGGCAAGGAGUUAAUGCUUCUGGCCCGCAUGAUGCCGGCCUAUUUCGAGCAUUUCCAGCAUUGGCCACGCUCACUGAUUGUGCGAUAUGCAGGUCUCUAUCGCGUAAUGUUUGCGGAGCAGCCAAUUCAUUUCAUAGUCAUGAAGUCCGUUUUCGAUCACAGGCUUCCAUUGCACUUGAAGUUCGACCUCAAGGGCUCGCUCCACAAACGCAAGUCCAAGCCUGGAGAAUCCGUCGGCAAAGACCAGGACUGGGUGGAGGCUAACCACUGCAUGAAUUUGCCGGCUUCCGUGCGACGGCAGUUUGCAGCUCAAGUUGAAGUUGACCUGCAGCUUCUGGAAAGCUUUAAGAUGAUGGACUACUCCAUCCUCCUGGGAACACAUUUCACGCAGCAAAAAGAAGAAUCCGAGGAGGACGUUGCGCUGUCCCCGGGGUGGGGAGAAGGAUGUCUUGUAUCCGAGGACUGCUCUGAGAUUUAUUUCGUGGGUAUCAUUGAUUUCUCGAUCAAGUACAGCAUCAAAAAGCAGGCCGAGAAUCUUCUCCGAGUGGCCCAAGGCACAGGUGAGAAGACUUCUUGUGUAUCUGCUGAUACCUAUGCUGAACGGCAGCUGAUGUUCGUCUAUGAGAAGGUCAUACGGACAAUGCCUGGAGCUGGAGACAUUGGAACUGAAGGGCGAUUGCGGGUUGAGGUCGUGAAAGCAGAGAACUUAAUCGCUGCAGACUGGAACGGGAGCUCGGAUCCGUACGUCACUGUGAAACUGGGGCUUUGCGUCAAGCGCACGGCAACAAUACCCACGACUCGAAAUCCGGUCUGGAAUAGCCUUUUGCUCCUGCCUGUGCACAGCGCGCACCGGAGCCAGGAAGUCCAAGUCAGUGUUUGGGACGAGGACCACCUCAAGACCAUCCGUGGCAAUGAUGACUUCCUGGGGUGUCUCACGGCUCCUAUGUCUUGGAUCAUGCAGGGCCCUGUGGAUUUUGCGGGAGCAGAUUUGUGCGACACGGCGCGCGGCAAGAUCUCCAUCCGUUUUGUCUACGAGUCUGCUGAAGACCUUCUGGACGACAUCGUGUCAACAACGGCUAGCACAUCGCAGAGACCUGGCAGAUUUGAGAUAGUGUCAACCGGCAUGAGCUGUGUGGUCCCUCUGCAAAGCUGUGACUUCUUGAAGUUGGACAGAGCUGAGCCAGAAGCAGGCAAUCGCGCCAUGAAGUAUUUGCUGCUUUGUGGAUGCAUUUGCCUGAGCCUGAAGCAAGAAGUCACAGUCCCUGAAGGUGGCAUGCUUCGUCUGCAGCUCGCUGUACCGCUCCGCCGCGCUAGCGCUAAGCCGAGUGUGAGCCAAAGGGAGCCAACGCGCACUGACGGUGUGGUUGCAGCAGAAAUGGAAAUGGAUAUCAACAUGCCGAUGCAAGUCAAAUUCCAAGUCAACUUCGGCAGACGAAGGUUCGCGUGCAACCUGGAACUCAGUCAGUUCGAGCUGCAGCUGACAGCUAUCAUGAGCACGCUGAGCGUCAUGGAGCACUGCUGCAGCGCUACCACCGAUGACGCCGAGGGAUACUUCAUCAAGGGUCAGAUCGAGCAGCUAAACAGCAUCCGACAUGCAGUGCUCAAAUCUGCGCGCAAGAUGACGAUUGAAGAAGAAGUCGUGCCAGAAGGCACGGAGAGUGACAGCACUUUGGUUUACCGGCCCACGACGGAGGAUACGGUAGCGCUUGACAACAACGACUGCAGACAGGCAGGCAAUAGCAAUGAGCAAGUGCAGAAACGCCUGGAAGUGGACCCGAAGGAGGCCGCCUCCACCCCUAGCAAAAAGGCCUCCAAGUUUAGCGACUUCAAGCUCCUCAAGGCCAUGAAGGACAUGGUGAAAGCGCGGGCCCGCAGCAAGCGAGAUGGAGUCCAACCGCUGGGCAAGCCAAACGAAGGGCAUUCCCUGUUCUCGUCACAGCGGGCAGCGCAGGAGUCCUAUGACAGCGAUGAGGAAGGCUUGAACCUGGACUCUGAUGAUGAUGAAAGCUGCCUGCCUCACAGUGUGGUUCCCACACGCACAACAUCCAAAAAGGACAUCGUCAGAAACGAUCGCGCGUUGCCGUGUGCUAGCCGCUUGGCGAACAGAGGUAGAGUUGCCCCGGCAACUGACUUCACUGCUGGUUUUGGGGUAGGGCGCAAUGCACUGGACUAG
This is a messenger RNA of Symbiodinium pilosum, 2349 nucleotides long. The record is from the annotation of a GenBank genome assembly. Lineage: Eukaryota; Dinophyceae; Suessiales; Symbiodiniaceae.